AUGGGUAUCAGCAAAGGUAGACGUACCCCUAUCAAUGACAAUUGGAAAUGCAUAUUGCUAUGUCUUGCUGUAUCAACGGCGAAUUGUCAAUAUGGGUACGAUACAGCGUCAGUGGGAGGCUUCCAAGCGAUGGUGGGCUUCCUUGAGAUCUUUGGGUAUCGAAAUCCCCAGUCCGCCAUCGGAUGGAGCAUAACUACCAAGGUUCAACAGUUGAUGACAAGCUUCAUAAACAUUGGCACAAUUAUUGGAGUAUUUCUCACUGCACCCUUCGCCAAGUACCUUGGGCGACGUCCAGGGAUCUGGGUUGCCUGUGCCAUCAAUUUCAUUUCGGCUGGUGUCCAGGUUGGUACCACGAACUUGGCUGGACUUUACGCCGGAAGGGUCCUCAUCGGCCUUGCAAAUGGAUACUUCAUCACCUUCGCAAACGUAUACGUUGCAGAAGUUGCUCCAGCUCACCUCCGUGGCUUGUUGGUAUCGUUCUUUGGAGUUUGGGUCAAUAUUGGAAGCAUUAUGGGCACAAUCGCAGACAACUACUCCAAAGAGCACCAUAAUAAGCUGUGUUACCAGAUUCCACUGGCCACACUGUUUGCGGUUCCCCUAUUCUUGAGCAUCUUUAUAUUCUUCAUUCCUGAGUCUCCCAGGUGGCUGCUGGUCCAUAACCGACCUGAUGAAGCAAAACAGGCCCUUCAGAAAAUUCGUGGAAAUUCAUUGACAGCAGAAUACUUCGAAGAGGAAUAUGUUGAGAUGGCUCGCGGUAUUGAGGAAGAGAAAGAACUCGCGUCUGCUGGUUCUUUCUACGACAUGUUCAAAGGGCCUGACCUCCGACGCUCGAUAAUCUGCUUUGGGACGAUCCUUUCACAUGCUGCUGCCGGGCUUUGGUUGAUCAUCGGCUAUGGGACGUUCUUUUUCCAAAUCGCUGGUAUCGACAAGCCCUUCCAGGCAUCAAUAAUCUCAACCUGCGGAAGCUUUGCAGGUGUUUUGAUCGGCCUAUAUUUCACAACCAAGGUGAUUGGGAGAAGAACUUCAAUGCUGUUUGGGUCCGCUAUGGCUUCGCUCUGCAUGUUAGCUAUUGGAAUUGCAAACACCGUUGCUGGGAAUUCGCCGCCGGCGGGCCGAGCAAUCGUCGCGUUCAUGGUGUUGUAUGGCUUCUUUUACAAUGGGUUCUCAGGCACUUUGAGUUGGCCGAUCGCUACCGAGGUUGUGAGCUCACGGCUCCGUGUUAUCACAAUUGGAGUGGGAACUGGGAUCAACUACUUCUUCAACUGGUUGGUUUCCUAUACUGCACCUUUCUUUAUCAAUCCCAAUGACCUUAAUUGGGGAGCAAAGUAUGCAUAUGUAUGGGCUGGUUCAAAUGCUUGCGUCUUCGUAUUCUUUUUCUUCUUUCUCCCAGAGAUGAAAGACCGAUCCCUGGAAGAGCUUGAUGAAUUAUUCCAAAAUCGGGUUCCUGUUCGCCAAUUCGCCAAAUACCAGUGUGUUAGUUCUGAGCGUGCAAAGGAGAUCGCCCUCAAAGGAAUGGGUGACCGGAAGGGCGAAGCUGCGGUUGAGACAAUCGAAGACGCCGAAAUCUCGAAGGUUUGA
Exophiala aquamarina CBS 119918 is the source of this 1578-nucleotide messenger RNA. RefSeq lists its product as uncharacterized. The transcript is spliced from 5 exons. The record is from RefSeq and is a predicted model, not a curated record. Gene Ontology annotation, cellular component: membrane. Gene Ontology annotation, molecular function: carbohydrate:proton symporter activity. NCBI's taxonomy places the organism in Eukaryota, Fungi, Ascomycota, Eurotiomycetes, Chaetothyriales, Herpotrichiellaceae. Gene Ontology annotation, biological process: transmembrane transport; carbohydrate transport. Bases 1 to 1578 code for a protein of 525 amino acids.